AUGGAUCUAUGCCCAUCAGAUUGGUUUGAUUCCAAUCUAUUAAUAACAACACCAACAACAAUCGAUUUAACUCCAAAUGGAAGUCGAAAUAAGCGAAAACGUGAAACGACAAGUCGUAUUGAUGGCAUUGAUAAUUUGGAACAACCAGAGGAACAAUUCAAUCAGGUGUUAAACAAUUACUUCCAUUUUUCAAAUCCGACCAGUACCACAUGGUUUCAGCAAGAACAGCAAAUGCUACCAACAACUGCACAACUUUUGCGACCAACUACCGAUCGCUCACAGGAGUUUACAGUUUCAAAUGAUGAAGUUAGCAGCACAACACCAAAUAUGACACUGUAUGCCAUACAAAAAUCAUCGACAUCAAUCAAUCUAGGAAUCACCACAAAGCACAUUUGCGCAAUAUGCGGUGAUCGAGCAUCCGGGAAACACUAUGGGGUGUACAGUUGUGAAGGUUGUAAAGGAUUUUUCAAGAGGACAGUACGUAAGGAUCUUAUCUAUUUGUGCCGAGAAAAUCGUAACUGUAUCAUCGAUAAACGACAAAGGAACCGAUGUCAAUAUUGUCGUUACCGCAAAUGUCAAAGUAUGGGAAUGAAAAGAGAAGCUGUUCAAGAGGAAAGACAAAGUUCAAGAACAGAUCUAACAAAAGUACUAACCAGUGGUGGACAACGGCAUAUUACCACAAGUCAAAUGGAAGCGGAAAGUACGAGUACUUAUGGCGGUCUUGAGAUUCAACUUGAAAGGAUUGCUGCAGCUGAAGAAGCUUCAGAAGUACUUUUCAGUAACAUUAAGAUCGAAUCAAGUGAUGUUAAUAGUUGUGAAUCAUUGGAAUGGCAAAUGAUACGAAUGGUUGAAUGGGCUCUAAUGCUACCAUCAUUUAAUGAAAUUUUAGUAGAAGAUCAAGCUCGAUUAAUAAGAUUUGGAUGGCAUGAAUUAAUUCUUGCCGAUAUAGCUUAUCGUUCUACAAUAAAUAAAUUAUUACUGUGGCCGGAACGUGUAAUGGAACGAAAUGAUGCGGAGAUUCUUGGCUGCCGGAUCAUUUUCGAUCGAAUCAUCAAUGAGCUUACAAUUCGCAUGAAAGAUUUAAAUGUGGAUCGAAUGGAAAUUGCCGCAUUACGCUGCGCUAUUCUUUAUAAUCCAAGUGUUAGUGGAUUGCAAAAUGUCUCAGUGAUAGAAUCAUUACGCGACAAAGUGAUGGUAUGUUUGGAGGAUUACUGUCGACAACAUCAUCCAACACAAACUCAACGCUUUGCUAAGUUAUUAUUACGCAUGCCAGCAUUACGAUCUCUUAGCUUGCAUUGUGCUGAAAAUGAUAGUUUUAUUAUUGCUGCACCUACUAUCCAGGAUCUUAUUAGAGUAUUAAUUCAACGCCAAAAUUUAUCCGUGCAAAGAAAUCUGUGA
Molecule: messenger RNA, 1398 nt
Organism: Brugia malayi
Lineage: Eukaryota; Metazoa; Nematoda; Chromadorea; Rhabditida; Onchocercidae
Gene: Bma-rxr-1
Product: nuclear receptor RXR, putative
Exons: 9
Coding region: 1-1398 (465 amino acids)
Biological process (GO): anatomical structure development; positive regulation of transcription by RNA polymerase II; cell differentiation
Cellular component (GO): RNA polymerase II transcription regulator complex; nucleus
Molecular function (GO): zinc ion binding; nuclear steroid receptor activity; RNA polymerase II cis-regulatory region sequence-specific DNA binding
Source: RefSeq, a predicted model, not a curated record